AUAAAUCUAAAUUAAAUUGUUUAUAUGUUAUUUCAGGUUCAUUCCUCUGCGGCUGUGGACCCAUCUCCUGCACCGGGCCCCACUCAAGAGAUCGUUGAGGAGCCAGCUCAGGAGCCCUCUCACCAGGCAUCUCAGGAGGCCGUCGACACACAGGUUCAUUCCUCUGCGCCUGUGGACCCAUCACCUGAUGAGAUUGACGAGGAGCCAUGUUAUGAACCAGCCCCACCGCCCACCGUCGUUUCUCAUAGAAAGCAUGUUAUGAACCGGCGUCCGGGUCGAAAGAAGGGAAGGAAGGGAAGCAAGGAUGAUCAUGCCAUAGAGCAUAUACAGAUUAAGAGGAGGAAAAGGGAUGGAGAUGAUGGUGGUGGUGGUUAG
Molecule: messenger RNA, 375 nt
Organism: Lycium barbarum (goji berry)
Lineage: Eukaryota; Viridiplantae; Streptophyta; Magnoliopsida; Solanales; Solanaceae
Exons: 2
Coding region: 25-375 (116 amino acids)
Source: RefSeq, a predicted model, not a curated record